UUUUUUUGGCAGUGCUGUGGUUGAGGAAGUUCAGAUGUAUCUUGAUGUCUCUGCUGCUUCAUUUGUGCCUGCCAAUAUAAGGAACCCCCGCAACAGGCUAUGACAGAAGAAAUAACAUAUGCUAAUCUGAAAUUUGGAAACAGCUAUGAAGUGGGUAAUCUCACAGAGCCCGAAGACACUAAGGGAAAAGUAUCACGCUGCCACUUCAUGACCGAAUUCCUCCCAGGGCCUCCUCCUGCUUCAUCUCGCCCUCCCUGGCCAGUAGUCCUGAUUUUGGUGGUGCUGUGCCUGGCAUUGCUGGUGGCGCUGGUGACCCUCACCGUUCUGUUUUUCCAGGUUCCCAAGGUCUACAGGACACAACUCAAAGACCUCAACAUGACAAAGAAUGAGCUGCAUGCAAAUUUCUCAAAUAUGCUGCAAGCAAUAGGAAAUCAGCUGUGCUUGGAAGGGGACAAAAACCUUAAAAAUAAUGGCCAGAACUGUGUACUCUGCCCUGCAAACUGGAAGUGGGAAGGUGAUGAUAUGUGCUACUACCACUCCGAGCAAAAGAAGUCAUUCAAAGAGAGUCGCCAGUUUUGUUCCUCACAAAACUCCACUCUUCUUCUGAUAAAAGAGGCAGCAAAGCUGGAAUUGGUAAAAAAGUUUCAUAGAAAAAUAUACUGGCUUGGAUUAAGAUUUAGAGGUGGACAGAGAGACUGGUAUUGGGCAGACAACACAGUUCUUACGGAUAAACAAAAGUCUUGGGCAAACUAUCUACCCUCCCAUGACCUCUGUGGAUAUUUUUAUUAUAAUGCCAUAUAUAGCUCAUCAUGUACAGAAGAGCUUUACUAUAUCUGUGAAAAGCCCGCCAUCCAACUGCAGCGAGGUAACAACCGUUGGCAGGACGACUGGUUUGUCAGACCAAAAUGAUUAUGAGAAGCUAGAAGUCAUUCUGCAAGACUUGUGUAAAAGUAUCUUCAUGCUAAGGAAACAAGCCUGGUGAUGGGCUCCAGGAGCAACCCAAGUCUGUCGUUCCAGAUCCAAAACUGCCAGAUGAAUACUUGGUUUUAACCAACACAAGUGAUGGACAAAAUGGUCAGCAGUGAUGGCCAGAAAAAAAAGCACAGUGACAGGGCGAGCACGUAAAGAUGCUGCUCCUCUCUCAAGCAUCCAUUGGUACAGUCCUAAUUACCACUUGUCAGUUCAUAACUGUACAGCUGUAACAUAACGCAACUGCUGAGGAUUAAACACUUCCACUCGA
Molecule: messenger RNA, 1240 nt
Organism: Calidris pugnax (ruff)
Lineage: Eukaryota; Metazoa; Chordata; Aves; Charadriiformes; Scolopacidae
Product: C-type lectin domain family 12 member B-like
Exons: 8
Coding region: 100-909 (269 amino acids)
Source: RefSeq, a predicted model, not a curated record